AGCCAGUCUGGUACCCUGGGUAGGCUGGCGCAGCGGUGCUCAAAAUGAUUGGAAUAUCAGCCCUGUUCCUGCUGUCGCUGGCAUCCACCGUCCUGUGCGGGGAUUACCACGCUACCGUCACCGAAACGGCUGCCCCGGUCGGCGUAUCCCACGCCGGCACGACGGCUGCUGGGGCCACCGACCACGCUGCUCUGACCAGCGGGCACGGCGAUGUACACGCUGACGUGCACGCCGUUACAACGGGUUCGGCUACAGUGGGUUCUGCCCAGGCGGCGCCAGCAGUCGGCGCUUUCCACGGGGACUCGACCACGACAGCGGUUCACGGUUAUCCAGGUGUGACUUCCGUCCACGACUCAGCGGCGGCGCACACCCUUUACGCUGCUCCGGUGGUCAAUGCCGUGCACACUUCUAUCUCCGGCGUACCGGGUGCUGUGAGCUCUGUUCACGAGCCCUCCGCAGCCGUCACUAACGUGCACGCUGCUCCAGCUGUAGCGACGCCAGCCAUCGGGACACUGCAUACUCCAUUUGAAGGUGCGUCGGCUGCGGGCACCGUUCACGCUUCGCCUACGUCCACGACCACAGUCCCCGGCGCACCAGCGGUGACGACGGUGCACAGCGCUCCAGCCGGUGUUUCUAAGGACGACACUACUUCGACCUAUCCUGCACCGACGGUGACUGCGUACCAAGAUGGCUCCGCCUUCCCAGCCUACUACAACCCACAGUUUCCUUACAGUCCGUACUACCAACCCUUCCCAUUUGCCAAUGGUGGUGCAGCAUCGGAUUCGAAGGUGACCGACCAGGUGCCGUAUGGGCAGAGCGCGUACCAACCUGCUCCUGUUGACUCGGGCUACUACCAGCCCUCCCCUUACUUUGGCUAUGUGCCUGGCUUUGGUAGGCCCUCUCCAUACCCGACGGCCCCGGUGUUUCCUGCUUACCCCGCAUCCCAGGGUGGGAACGCUUACCAGGCUGGCUCCGCCAUGACGCCUGUUCAGAACACGCCAUCCGUUACCAAUGCCACAACGGUCGGCAGCUACCCGACUUCUCCCGUUGGUUCAACCGCGUUCCACGACGCCGCUGCAAGUGUCGCAGGUGGUCACGCUAUGCCUGCUGUCGCCACCCCAUCCACAACUUACCAAACUUACCAAACAGGUCCAGGCGUUGCCACAGUUCACUCCACUCCGGGCAUUGCGACUGUGCACUCCACUCCAACCAUGGGCACUACCUCAGACACGUACCAGGCCACUUCUGAAGUGGGUUCCGUUCACAUGGGUCCAGCUGCGGCCACCACUUACCAGACGGCCGACCAUGCUGUCUCCAAUGUUCACCAGACACCAGCUGUGAGCCCCUUUCCAGCAUUCGCCUUGUACCAGCAUUCUCCUUUUACUGCUCCCGCGGAGUCUCAAAUGACAAAAGUAGACUCGUAUCAGACAUCUCCAGCCGUUGGCGCGGUUCAUUCGUCCGCACCAGGAGUUACCUCUGUUCACGAGGCCGCCCCUGGAGCGGUCACUCUGCACUCAGCGGGGCCAGCCGCGGGUGUUCACGAAUCGACACCUUCUUUUGCCACCUUUCACUCGGCCACUCCGGGCGUGACCACCGUGCACGAGACUGGCUCCGCAGGGCCUAGCAUGCACGCGGCGUCACCAGCCGUGGCAACCAUAACCAGCGCCGUCCACGAGGCUGCUCCAGCUUUGACAAGCGUCCAUGGCGCGCCAGCCGCCUCGGCUUCGCCAGCUGGAGUCACAAGUGUCGGGACCCAUCACGUUCUUCCAGGCGUGACCGCUGUUCAUGGCGCCGACACUGGACUCACCGUGCCCACGGCUGUCCACGCAGCUCCUGCGGCAGCCACGACGUAUGGUGCUGACCCGACGGUGACGGGCGUCCAGGGGUACCCCUUCGCAGCAGGGUAUGGCCUCGGGCCGGCCUUUGACUUCGUUCCUGCCUACGGUUACGGCGUGCAAGACCUCGGUUACGGCGUGGCUCCCUUCGGCGCUGAACUUAGCCACGCCUUCCCGCACUAUGGGCUCAACUACGCCUAUGGCCUUGGUCCCAUAAACUACCCCGCGCUCUACCUCCGCCGAAAGAAGAAAUGAACCAAAUAUGACAUCUAUCAUCAAAGUCAUCCACAUCACCCCGCAUCUCACCGUCCAAUAGACAAAUCCGCCGAAGAAGCUCAACUACUGCCGGUUGUGAACCAAAACCUACCGAAAAGAUCGACGCGUGCUACUGAUGGCGGUCAAUAAACUUUUUUCACUAACGUGUCAAUGGUUAA
Molecule: messenger RNA, 2269 nt
Organism: Dermacentor albipictus
Lineage: Eukaryota; Metazoa; Arthropoda; Arachnida; Ixodida; Ixodidae
Product: sialidase-like
Source: RefSeq, a predicted model, not a curated record